Molecule: messenger RNA, 3222 nt
Organism: Populus trichocarpa (black cottonwood)
Lineage: Eukaryota; Viridiplantae; Streptophyta; Magnoliopsida; Malpighiales; Salicaceae
Product: subtilisin-like protease SBT2.4
Exons: 10
Coding region: 578-3166 (862 amino acids)
Biological process (GO): proteolysis
Molecular function (GO): serine-type endopeptidase activity
Source: RefSeq, a predicted model, not a curated record
UUUUUUCAUAUCAAUAUUUUAUCUAGCUUAACUAGAAAUUCAAAUUAUGUUCUUAGCCCGUGUUUUUCGGAUCAUUUCGUCAAGUUGGGUUGUAUUUUACAACCUUAUUUCGUCCUCCCUACAUGUUUGUAAUAAAUUCUUAUUUUGACAGGAGGCCUAGAAGUUGCCAGUCAAUCCGACUGUGAAGGUCAUUUCAUUACCAUAUUUGUUUCAAUUUCAUCAAAAUUUAAUCUAUCAAAAUCCCUCCUAGAUUAAAAAAAGGAGUCGAAUUUAAUCAAUAAAGAAUAGAGAACCUCCCAAAAUCAACAUAUUGGUAGUAAAUAUUAUCGGUAAGUCCUAGCAACAUGCUUCUUGUCUACAUAAACCAGGUCUCUAGUAGUUUUUUUGAUACGCAUGGCAGCAUGCAUGCCCAAGAAGUACCUCUAAAAGCCUUUCCUCGAUAUUCUCCACCAUCUUUGCAUUCUAUACAAGGUAAUAAUCUAAGGGAAUAGUAACGGUUUAAGUCCAAAGCAGGGCUUCCUUUCCAGGGCUUCCUUUCCAUAUCAGCUAAACCGUUACUGCUUUAUUCACAUGGACAAUGUGUCUUAGAAUUAUUGCUUUACGUUUUUGCAUGCUGUGUAUAUGGCAGCUUAUUUUUCUCAACAUCCUGGUGCCUGAGCUCAUGUUUCCUUCACUGAAAAUGAUCAUGGCAAACAAGGUUGAUACAUCGGCUUCUUCGAGUUAUUAUGCACUUCUGAUUACUGUCCUUGUCUUUGUUAUUGUUGGUACUUGUUGUGCAGAAGAAAGAUCAGUGUACUUGGUCUUAAUGGAAGAAGAGCCAGUGGCAUUUCAUGGAAGCCAUUUAUCUCAUGAAGGACGAAAAGUACUUGCACUUGACAGUGAAGUUUCCAAGGCUCAUGCAAAGCACUUGGUGGAUUCUCAUGACCAACUUCUGCAAAGCAAUCUAAAAACUGGAAGCUACAACAAGCUCUACAGCUUCAAACACAUUGUUAAUGGCUUUUCUGUUCAUACAACCCCUUCUCAGGCAAACAAAUUGAAAGUUGCUCCUGGAGUGAAGCUGGUGGAGAAAGAUAGAGGAGCCAAAUUGAUGACAACAUACACUCCUCAAUUCCUAGGGUUACCUCAAGAAGUAUGGGCAAAGGAAGGAGGAGACAAAAAUGGAGGUGAAGGGAUUGUUAUUGGUUUUGUUGACACAGGAAUCACCCCAGAACAUCCAAGUUUUACUUAUGAUCCCUUGAAUCCUUUCACAUCAAAUAUUUCUCAUUUUUCGGGUGCUUGCGAAACGGGGCCUAGAUUUCCAUCUAGUUCUUGCAAUGGUAAGAUAGUGUCAGCUAGGUACUUCUCAGCUGGGGCUCAAGCAAUUGCUACUCUCAACACUUCAGUGGACUUCCUCUCUCCCUUUGAUGCUGCUGGGCAUGGCAGUCAUGUGGCAUCAAUUGCUGCUGGAAAUGCUGGGGUCCCAGUGAUUGUGGAUGGCUUCUAUUAUGGGCGAGCUAGUGGGAUGGCUCCUCGUGCUCGAAUUGCUGUUUAUAAGGCUGUGUAUCCAACAGUGGGAACUAUAACAGAUGUGGUUGCAGCAAUAGAUCAAGCAACAAUGGAUGGAGUGGACAUAUUAACACUCUCAGUUGGACCAGAUGAACCACCAGAAGAUACCAUUACAUUCUUAAGUGUGUUUGAUGUUUUCAUGUUAUUUGCUCGACGAGCUGGAGUUUUCGUUGCUCAAGCUGCAGGUAACCACGGGCCAGACUUUUCAACUGUUGUAUCUUACAGCCCAUGGGCUGUAGGUGUAGCUGCUUGCAGCACAGACAGAAGUUACCCCGGUUCUCUUCUUCUUGGAAAUGGGCUAAAGGUUGGAGGCGUAGGUUUAUCAGGUCCUUCUUUUGGAGACGGGGAGUUUCUGUGUAAGUUGGUGCUGGCUAAAGAUGCAGUUAGGGUAAAUGGGGCAUUCCCAAGGACUCCAGCAUAUGUUGAAGAAUGUCAAUUUCCAGAAGCAUUGGACCCUAUUAUUGUGCGAGGACGAAUAGUUAUCUGUGUCUUCUCAGCCGGCUUCUAUAAUGGGACAUCAAACAUCAAUGCCAUUAUUGACACAGCAAGAACUCUGGGAUUUAUGGGUUUUGCUUUUGUUGCAAACCCGGCCUACGGUGAUUUCAUUGCAGAACCUAUUCCUUUUGCUGUUUCAGGCAUUAUAAUUCCAAAAGUUGCUGAUGCACAGAUAAUAUCUCAGUACUACGAGCAAAAUAUCCAGAGGGAUGAGAGAGGAUUUGUGAUUCAAUACUGUGCAAGAGCAGCUAUAAGAGAGGGUAGAGUUGCUUCUUUUGUGGGGCAAGCACCUAUUGUCAGCAGAUUCUCUUCCAGGGGGCCAGAUUUUGUUGACAUUAACAGGAAUCCUGCCGAUGUACUUAAGCCAGACAUUCUUGCCCCAGGACACCAAAUAUGGGCAGCUUGGAGCCCCCUCAGUGCCUUAGAACCCAUACUAACUGGAUACCAUUUCGCACUACUGUCUGGUACAAGUAUGGCAACACCUCAUACAGUGGGAAUAGCAGCCCUUAUCAAGCAAUAUAAUCCUUCGUGGACUCCAUCUAUGAUUGCAUCUGCCAUCUCCACUACUGCUACCAAGUAUGACAAUUAUGGAGAAGUCAUACUAGCAGAAGGAUCUUAUCUUAAUAGCUACUAUCCGUCCACUCAUUUCGAUAGUGGCGCUGGACUUGUGAAUCCUGCUCGUGCUAUUGAUCCAGGCCUUGUCUUACCCGCAGAAUUUGAAGACCACAUAAACUUUUUGUGCUCAUUGCCUGGUAUUGAUUGGUCUGUGAUCAAUGCUGCAACUGGAGAGAGGUGCAACCGAUCGCUUAGCCAUCCGGCCAACCUGAACCUACCUUCAGUGACGAUAUCCACACUAAGAAACUCUCUAACAGUCAAGCGGAGUCUGAAGAAUGGAGGCAGCAGACCAGAGACAUACACAUGCUCAGUCAUAUCGCCUAAUGGGACCAUGGUAAACUUGUCUCCAACUUGGUUUAGAAUAGCUCCACAAGAAAUACAAGAUAUUGAGAUACAGUUUCGAGUGAUCCAAGCAGGGGGUGAGUUUAGCUUUGGUGAAAUUGUUCUGACAGGAAGUUUAAAUCAUAUUGUCAGACUACCAUUAUCUGUUUUGCCUAUUUCAACAUCAUAGACAUGGGUUGGAAAUGUUUAAGAAAAUAUAUUUGAGGAACAUAAAUUUCUGUUUUA